AUGACUGAGGUCGGGCCUGCCGACCGCUCCAGGCUUUUGCGAUUAAAACGCGAUGAAUUCUCAGCUCGCUCUUGCGAGCCCGGCGAUACCAAUUUCGUCGUGUUGAUAAUUUUUAGUUCAAUUGUAACGUCGAGGAAGCGGAAGCUGCGCCAGCUCUUCGCUGUCGCGACCGAGAGCGAUGCACUCCCGACAAACGACUUCGCGAACCCUGACGCGCCGCCCACCUCAGCAGCCGAGCUGCAAUUCCUGCAGACCUGUGACAUCUCACAAGGACGGAAGCUCAACGAAGCGAAUGUUCCUGCCCGACCUCAACUGCGCUACGAUGUCUUAAGGAACUCCCUCGAUAACUCUGGCCUUUUCGCACCCGAGCCUGCGCCUGCGCCUCCCGCCAAGCAAGAUGCCUCUGCCGAAUCGCAAGUGAACAACGCUCCUGCGCCCGCCCAACGACGGCCUGUAGCUGCAACCACCGAAACGAACGGCAUCGCACCGUCACCUCGAACACCCGCUGGCUUUACUCUUCCUUCAUCACUCCCGCCAAAGCCUCCGACGCCUGUAUCUACUGCAGCGACGCCAGCGACUUCGACUCGAUCCGACGUUGCCAAACCGUCUGCUGUACCCGCCGUUGCCGUCUCGCCAUCAUCAGCGUCGGUUCCCACGAAGGAUCCCCUCCACGCAUCACGGGAAGAGGGUAGCGAGGCUGCAGAUGCAGAUGUUGCUGAGAAGCCCGCGUCCUCUCCCGUGCGCAACGAACCUAGUGGCGUCUCUAAGCAGGCAGAGUCCAAACCAGCCGAUGCGCCACAGGUGGUUUCUCCUCAACCCGCCCCUCAACCACCGGUUGCCCAUCUGCCCCCUCGGCCAGAUACUAAGAGACCCGAGGAUACGAAUCCUCUGACUGUGAAGCUCCCGUCCGAUGCCGCGAAGGUAGCAGAUGGGUUUUCUUCACCGGGCUCGACAACACAAACAGCCGCGACCCCUGCUGUUCAUGAUGUUUCCACAGAUACCAGUCCAGAUAAUGAAGGACCUCAAUAUGUGGAACGGCUGGAAGUUCGAAAUGAGGCCGAUGCAGUGGACAGGGCCGAUGAAGCAAAGGAAUCCGAUACCGGGCGUUCUUCUGAUGCCGAUCCGCUCAACGGCAGAAUUCCGGACGGGCCCGAGGCCCAGCUUCUGCAAGAAUCAAUGGCGAUGGACUCCAAGCCAACACCACCACCACUUGAAAACACCGCGAAGCAGCCGUCGCCACCUACCGUCCCUGCUGUACCCGUCGCACCUUCAAAGGAAGCACACGAGUCCACCAUACCCUCUACCCAAAGCAUUGCGCGAGAUGCUCCCCAUACGACGGUUGGGCCCACGAUGCCUCCCGCACCCAAAGAAAUUCCGGAUAGCCAGGAGUCUCAAACCGCAGAUAGUAUGGACGUGGACCCGCCCAACAACACCCAACCAGAAGAGAAACCUUCUGUCCCGGUACCAGAUACCAGUGUUCAACCUAGCCCAGCCGAAACCCAAACCCCAUCUCAAGCAUCAACGGAGACGCCACAGGAUCCAGAGAGAGCAGUCACUCGAACCGCAUCAGGCGCUAUAAGACAAAAGUCUGUUGCCGAAAUCUUGGGAGAAUCCAAGCCUGCAGACCCUACUCAGACUGGCGUGGCUGUCAGGGUACCACCGAACCAGCUUACGCCAAUGACAUCUACUCCUCAAUCCCCGACGAGACCAAAAGUCUUCGCGAACAAGAAGAAAGAGAAGGAGAAAGUCAAGAACAAACCUUCUGCUGUGGUCUUUGGCAAACAAACCAAGCGAUCCGUCGACAAGUCCCUCGUGCCCAGUCAGCAGAAACAAAGCUUUCUUCCCACAGACGACUAUUUCACGCCACUCUUUGUUCAGGGCUUUACCCAGACGUCAAAGUGGAUGAAGCCGAUAGAGGUUAUUCUCAACCAAUCCCACAAGACGGUAUCUACACCGGACGCCUAUGUGGCCAUCCAAGACAACCAGGCAUGUCGAGUACUCCGCCGUGUCUAUCACCUGCAGCAGCAUGACAAAUGGUCGUUGCGGCAGCCCAAGAGAUGCCCGGAACCUGUACGCCCAGAGUCCCACUGGGAUGUCUUGCUCCAAGAGAUGAAAUGGAUGAGAACAGACUUCAGGGAAGAGAAGAAAUGGAAGCUCGCGGUCGCUCGCAAUCUUGCACACGCUUGCGCGGAAUGGGUCGCUUCAACAGAGGAAGAACGCAAGGAGCUUCAGGUUCCUGCUUAUAUCCCGCCGAAGCCCCAGUCGGUUGACGCCGAGGCCGACACAUCAAUGGUUGAUGCUACGUUGGAUAUUGUCGACGCCCAGGGGACGCCUGAGUUGGUGCCCUCUGGAGACCAGGACUCCCCCGAUCAAGUCGAUGAGUUGCGUGAAGAGGUUCUUGAGACGAUCGCACCCUCUGCCAUAUUUGCUCUCGAAGAGGACGACGUCGUGUUUGAGCUUCGAAGCUCUCCGACCGCCGAUCAGCUGCUGCAGGAGCUUCCGAUGUACGGAGCGCCUCUCAAGGUUCCUGCAUUUGAUUUUACUGGCCCUGAGUUCGACCCUGAUGCGCACUGGCGUCGCCCUGCUCUUCCGCUCAGCAAGUACGUUGAAGGCGAGAUGAAGCUCUCAUCAGAGGGGCCCCCAAGGAAGCGGAGCCGAUAUCAGUACGAGGAGGAGGAAGAUGAUGAGGACGAGAAGAUAGUGUUUGGAUCUCAUCCUACGAAGAAGAUGAAGCUGCCGCCGCAGAACGUCAACGUGGCUCUGUUCAAUCCCGAAAUGAAGUCUAUCAGGGACCGCCUCCACGCGGGCCAUCAGUUCCGACCCCCGGCAGAGUAUCAGAUGCCGAUGCAGAGCUUCUACGAGUGCCGCAGCCCGUCACAGUGGACUUUACCCGAGGAUGACGAAUUGCGGAGUCUGGUUCGCGAGUACUCGUACAAUUGGUCACUCAUUUCCAGCCUCCUCACUCCAAGGUCUGUUUUCACGUCCGGAGCAGAGCGGAGGACGCCGUGGGAAUGCUUUGAACGUUGGAUCAACCUCGAAGGCCUUCCUACAGACAUGCAAAAAACACAAUACUUCAAGGCAUAUCAGAAUAGGAUUGAUGCUGCCAACCGCGUCAUCAUGCAACAGAACCAGAUCGCUCAGCAACAAGCCGCUGGCUCGACAACGCCAGCGACGCCGGUCGCUAGGCGCAGACCGUCGACGCCUCUUAGGGUCGAGCGACGACGCAACCAGAAGCACCUGACGCUGAUCGAUGCCAUGAGAAAGCUGGCCAAGAAGCGGGAGACUGCAGCUCAGAAGCAGCAGCAUGCCACCCAGAUGGCUGCUAUGCGCAAGGCCAACGAGGCUGCGCAACCCAGAGGACCUACCAAGACACCUAGAGACUACAGCUUGAUGAGGUGGGAGCGUGACCAACAGCUCGCCGAGAAGGUGGCUCAAUUCCACCAGCGCCAGGAGACCCAAAGAAGGAUUGCUAUGCAAGCACGGCAAGGUCAAGUCGCUGCCCAGAUUGCAACCACUCCUGGUGCCGGCCAGGUGCAGCCAACCCCCGCGGCGCAGGUCAACGGCAACAUUCCUCGCCCGAACAUGCCAAACCAGCUCGCUGUUCCGGGCCAGGCCGGCCGAGGUCGUAUGCCGAUGCAAGCGCCGACAGCCAAUAUGGGUGGUUUCCCCCUGCCAUGCAAAUGA
Molecule: messenger RNA, 3684 nt
Organism: Colletotrichum spaethianum
Lineage: Eukaryota; Fungi; Ascomycota; Sordariomycetes; Glomerellales; Glomerellaceae
Product: chromatin modification-related protein EAF1
Exons: 4
Coding region: 1-3684 (1227 amino acids)
Source: RefSeq, a predicted model, not a curated record